Arabis nemorensis is the source of this 549-nucleotide messenger RNA. Lineage: Eukaryota; Viridiplantae; Streptophyta; Magnoliopsida; Brassicales; Brassicaceae. The record is from the annotation of a GenBank genome assembly.
AUGGACCAAAUAACUACGAAGUACGUUCCUUGGGAAAGGGGAAGUUUCGUCCUCACAGCGAACAAAAGCUCAAUACUGUCAAAGAUAUCUUUUAUUACCUUCAGAGUCAAACACGUUAAAGGCAUGCUCUCGAUCACUCCAUGUGGCUUUGUCGUUACGGGAUUUGACACUUCGCUUCCUGCGGAUGUUGUCAGGACUGCAUUUUUUAGACUUUUCAGUUCCUGUGGAGUGAUCAUAUAUCUAAAGAUCGAGGAAGACCCUAGUCAACCCGGUCUUCUCAAAAGGUCCGGUUUUGUUUGUCUAGCGGGAGAAGAAGCACAUAACAAGGCUGUGGGACUUGAUGGGAGUGAUUUGGGAGGAUGGAAUGUAGCUGUUCAGACUUUACCGCCACCAAUGAACAUGACAAAUGUCACUCUUGAUAAUAUUCAUGUGAAUGUUGGCUGGGAAGGCCCACCUGGUUACCGCUGGGUCGACUAUAAUGCUGAGCAACGCAGUAGAAUGCUCACUGUCUCUCUCGACGAAGCUCUCUUUGGUGUUUCUCGUUUGUGA